ACUAACAUAUUUGCAUUUAUAUCAGGGACUUACUCAGAAGCUUUAUCAAAACUCGAAAAAUUGAAACAUGAAGAUUAUACUUGCACCACAGAUAUAGAACAAACGGAUAUAGAAAAUGAAACCGAAAAUGUUCAAAUUGCAAAAAAACGUGAAAUACCUCCAAUAUAUGACAUGAAAGGCAACUUAUCCAUACGGAGAAAUUCUUCAUCUACUGACUCAUCAAGUGAAAAUGAGGUAGAAGAAUCUGAUGAGAGUGAUGAGUCAAUUAAUAAAGAAUACGAAAAAUCAACUCACUCAGUGAAACAACAGAAAAUAAAUGAAAAGUCUCAAGGUACAAUUAAUGCAUUCAUUAUUUACAUAUGAAGAAAAAUUAUGUAUAUGUACACACACACACACACA
Wasmannia auropunctata (little fire ant) is the source of this 399-nucleotide messenger RNA. RefSeq lists its product as uncharacterized. The record is from RefSeq and is a predicted model, not a curated record. The annotation marks the transcript as partial. The transcript is spliced from 2 exons. Lineage: Eukaryota; Metazoa; Arthropoda; Insecta; Hymenoptera; Formicidae.